Molecule: messenger RNA, 1736 nt
Organism: Solanum lycopersicum (tomato)
Lineage: Eukaryota; Viridiplantae; Streptophyta; Magnoliopsida; Solanales; Solanaceae
Product: NAC domain-containing protein 83-like
Biological process (GO): regulation of DNA-templated transcription
Molecular function (GO): DNA binding
Source: RefSeq, a predicted model, not a curated record
UUUUCUUUCGUCUUGUGUAUGGUUGUAAGGAAAUUCGUAUACCACAAAUUUAAAAAAAUAUACCACAAAUUUAAAAAAAGCAUGUUGAUUAUUAAAUAUAUGAUUAAGUCCAACGUAAUUUUUAAAAUUAAUUUGCAUGAUUUCCAAAAAGUAGUAAUGUAAUAUAAACACGGGGUAAUUCAUUGCUACUUUCCUUCCAAAUAUAUAUUGUCAUGUUUAAAUUCUUGAGAAUUAAUUUUAGUAAUAUUUAAAAUUAAAUUCAAAUUUGGUAAUUAACAAGAAGAUUAGUAGUCAAAUUUGGUAAUUAACAAAAAGUUAGAGGAUUAGACUUACUUAACACUUGUAUAAUACCUCCAACUAUCCGAAUACUAGAUGGAUUAGGCUUAAUUAACAUAAUAUUAGAUAGAUUAGGCUUAAUCAACAUACUAUAUAAACUCCACAAUAUUCAAUUAAAUUCUAUUACACAUACCAAAAAAAAACAAAAACAAAAAAAACCCUAAGUACAAAUCAAAUGGCAUUAUCAAAAUCUAAGCAUAGUUUAGGUUUUCGAUUUCAUCCUAACGAUAAAGAGUUGAUUAACCAUCUAAAAAGAUACAUGUUCGAUGGAAUUCUUCCACGUCCCAAUGUUAUCAAACAAAAGGACGUAUUUGGAGACUUAGAGCCAUGGCAAAUUAUCGAUGGAGAAAAAACAUGUUAUUUUAUUACGCGAUUAAAGAAAUUCAAGAAUUCGAACAAGAAAUUCUCAAGGACAGUUGGGAGUGGGACUUGGAGUGGCAAAGCAUGUGCUGUUCCAAUUAGUGAUAAAUCAAAUAAAAAUAUUAUAAUUGGAUAUAAGAGAAGUUUGAGGUAUAAAAGUGAUAUUGAAAAAAAUCAAAGUAAAAAAUGGCUUUUGAAGGAAUAUAUUUUGCCAUAUGAGUAUAUUAAGAAAAGUAACAACAAGGAUAUUUUCGUCAUUUGCAAAAUUAAAGAGAAGAAAAAAGGAGAAGACGGAAAUAAUAAUGAUGACGAUGAUGACAAUGAUGUUGAGGAUAAAGAUGUUGAUGGAUUAGUGAAUUAUCUAUUUGAAGGUAAUUAUGAUCAAGUAAUUAGCAAUGAUAAUGACAAUCAAUUAGAGGGUAAUUAUGAAGCAAGUACAAGUACAUUGAACAAUAAUGGAGAAUUAGGUAUUUAAUGGAAAUAAUCCAUAUGAGAAUUCAAGUAUUGAGGCUGUAUUGGAUAUAUUUGAAUUUUAAUGUUUAUUAGCAUGCAAUUUUUUUUUUUGGUUACAUUAGGUUAUAAACUUAUAUAUAGCUUGAAUAUGACUAAUUUUCUUUUAGAAAAAUAUGAAUUUGUGGUAGAGGACAUAUUGUUGCAUGAGUAGUUUUCUUUAAAUAUUAAUACAAUUUCUUCUUUUAUUAUAUAUCUUGAUCAUCCUUAUUUUGGUAUAAUAUUUACCACGUGAAGUUAAACGCUAUAAACAAUACGCUAAGAAUUAAAAAAAAAACAAACCCUAAAUCAAUAAUAUUUUUGUGCACGUCUACAAAUAUUUAAGGCCUUUUAUUAUAAUUUAAUAUAAAAUUACUAAUUUUAUUAAGACGUUCCUGACACAUAUCUAUAAUUUCCUUUUUUUUAUUUUAAAAAAAAACACAAUUCUUCAGUUUUUCAAGAGCAAACAAGUCAACAAAUUCUUGUCUACCUCAACAAUACACUUGAACUAAUAAAAGUUUCAAUAAUUAUUGAUGAGCCUAAUUUAAAAA